This is a messenger RNA of Amblyraja radiata (thorny skate), 461 nucleotides long. RefSeq names its product cystatin-F-like. Gene Ontology annotation, cellular component: endoplasmic reticulum; Golgi apparatus; lysosome. The coding region runs from base 33 to 458 and encodes 141 amino acids. Gene Ontology annotation, molecular function: cysteine-type endopeptidase inhibitor activity. The transcript has 4 exons. NCBI's taxonomy places the organism in Eukaryota, Metazoa, Chordata, Chondrichthyes, Rajiformes, Rajidae. The record is from RefSeq and is a predicted model, not a curated record. Gene Ontology annotation, biological process: immune response; negative regulation of microglial cell activation; positive regulation of myelination.
GGAGAGGGUGAGUUCAGUCCCCAGCGGACAGCAUGGGUGUCGUGUUGGAUGCGAUACUGCUCACCGUGUGUCUGCUCUGUGUUCCAGCCCCUUCACAUGAGGGGUCUGGAGAUAUGGACCUUUUACCGGGAAUGCCAAGUAAUAUUAGUGUGGACGACCCCGCCGUUCGAAAUGCCACACUUGCUGCCGUCUACAGAUACAACAACGCAUCCAAUGACGUCUACCUGUUUAAAGUCCAGAGGAUGCUAGAUGCACAGGUGCAGAUUGUUGCUGGUCUGAAGUAUCUUCUACACUUUGAUAUCGGAAGAACAGUCUGUCGUAAGGAACAUCCAUACAACUUCAAACGCUGCUCCUUUCAAACAAGCCCGUCGCUGAUUAAGAAAUACGAGUGUCACGCUGGCGUCUGGGUUGCUCCAUACACACAGAAGUGGCGCGUGAUUGCAAUAAAAUGCCUGUGAAAC